AUGUCAUUCAGCUUAAAGCAUCCAAGCAACGGUAUAGCCAAUCACCUCCGGGCCACGGCAGCGACAUUUACACCACUGGCCUCCCAGAGCAACGCGAAGUCUCCUCACAAUGGCGAACGGCAGAAUGAUAUCACCUGCAAGAGUUCAAGUUUUCUAUCCCCAUACGCUCAGGCAGAUGAAAUGCCAGGCAGCUCCAAUGUCAAAGUAAGCGUUGGAGCAGACGGAUCCGAUCUCAAAGUUGCAGAGCGCGAGACGAGGAUGAACUGCACCUUCUGCGCUUCCCUAGGCCAACGACUCCAGUGCUGCAAGGCUCUCACGCUCUCACAUCCCUGCCCUCACUGCGACGAGCUCAGCCAACUCUUCACCCGCAAAACCGAGGAACACAAAGACGAGAUAGCCACUCUGCACGACAAGCUACAGCGACUGGAAGAAGAGUCACCAGAACAAAAGUUCACGAGGCUAUGCGGCGAAAAGAACAAGAAGAUUGACGGACUGAAAGCCGAGGUAGAGAAGAUCAACAAGGAAGACGAGUCACUAAAGGCAGAGAAUAAGGAGUUGGAGAAGAAGCUAAAGAUGCUUGAGGUGGACAUCAAGAAGUUACAGCCACCUGCGGCGUUCACGGUCAAGGAGAAGAAGACGAAAGGGAAGAAGAAGUAG
Molecule: messenger RNA, 657 nt
Organism: Alternaria arbusti
Lineage: Eukaryota; Fungi; Ascomycota; Dothideomycetes; Pleosporales; Pleosporaceae
Exons: 1
Coding region: 1-657 (218 amino acids)
Source: RefSeq, a predicted model, not a curated record